Tilletiaria anomala UBC 951 is the source of this 2205-nucleotide messenger RNA. RefSeq names its product P-loop containing nucleoside triphosphate hydrolase protein. Gene Ontology annotation, cellular component: catalytic step 2 spliceosome. NCBI's taxonomy places the organism in Eukaryota, Fungi, Basidiomycota, Exobasidiomycetes, Georgefischeriales, Tilletiariaceae. The coding region runs from base 1 to 2205 and encodes 734 amino acids. The transcript has 4 exons. Gene Ontology annotation, molecular function: ATP binding; RNA binding; RNA helicase activity. Gene Ontology annotation, biological process: mRNA splicing, via spliceosome. The record is from RefSeq and is a predicted model, not a curated record.
AUGUCGCGUAAAGAGCCUCUGUCCGUGGAAGCUUUGCUCCAGAAACAGAAGGAGGAGGCAGCCGUCAAGCCGAAAUUCAUGAGCAAAGCUGAGCGUCAGCGACUUGCUCUAGAGAAGCGACAGCAGGAAGUCGAGGCUGCCAAGGCCAAGGAAGAGGCCGAGCGAAAGAAGCGAGAGGAGUUCGAGCGCAAGGCAAGGGAGGAGGUGCGCAGCACCGCAAAUGGACUUAACCGAUAUGGCACCUCUACCCAUACACAAGCUCCGACCGCUCCCAGGGCAGAUAGGCAGCGCUAUCAAAAUGGAGCGUCUGGACCGAGCCGUGAUAGCAGGAUGAAUGGAUAUACAGACAAGGAUGCACCAGGGCCAUCAAGGCAGCCUUACGGACAUUCCCACGGUUCUCAAUCCUCGAAUGGGCAAAACGCCGGGAAAAGCUCUGCUGGAAAGCCAAAUGCACUGCCGAAGAACAGUUACGCAUCCCAGGAUGGAUCUGGUGAUGCACCCGUCACCGCCGAAGAACAAGAGUUGAUCAGGCGACGAUAUCUCGGUAUCAAGCAGGGAUCGACAAAGAAGACCCGGCGUAUGCUUCAAGAUCGCAAAUACAUGUUCGACCAUGACAUGGAGGAAGAUACGACGGACACCAUCAAUCCAGUGUUUCAAAACAUCAUCGAGGCGAAAGCCUUUAGUAGCGCAGCGAAAGCGAGUGGCAUAGCACAACUUGGAUCGCCGAAAGGGACAAGCAGCAGCGCCGCCGCUGCAACUGAAACAUUGGAACGACGGCGAGGGGCGCGAAAUGCGAUGGAUGAGAAGCAUUGGACAGAAAAGUCGCUUGAAGAGAUGCGCGAACGGGAUUGGCGUAUCUUUCGGGAAGACUUUGCGAUCGCUGCUCGCGGCGGACACAUUCCGCGGCCAUUGCGCAGCUGGAAGGAGAGCAAGAUUCCGAAGCCGAUCCUAGAGGCCAUCGAAAUGAUCGGCUAUCAGGAUCCAAGCCCGAUUCAAAGACAAGCAAUCCCGAUUGGACUGGAAAACAGGGACCUCAUCGGCAUUGCAGAGACAGGUUCGGGAAAGACCGCUUCUUUCGUAAUACCAAUGCUCGCAUAUAUCUUGGAUCUUCCACGGUUGACGGACGAGAAUCGGCAUCUUGGACCGUAUGCUCUCAUUCUCGCCCCGACUCGAGAACUGGCCCAGCAGAUCGAAGUCGAGACGCGCAAGUUCGCUGCCCACCUCGGCUUCACAUGUGUCUCGAUCGUUGGGGGACGCGACAUGAAUGAACAAGCAUUCAAUAUGCGCAACGGUGCCGAAAUCGUCAUCGCGACACCUGGUCGUCUGAAGGACUGCAUUGAGCGUCAUGUCUUGGUCCUCGGCCAAUGCACCUAUGUCGUCAUGGACGAAGCCGACAGGAUGCUCAACCUUGGUUUCGAAGCUGAACUCAACAUCAUCUUGGACGCUCUACCGGUGUCCAAUCUGAAGCCAGACACGGAAGAUGCUGAAGAUCCACUCAAGCUGCUGCGCAGAGAAGGCGAAGACAGGGUCGACAAGUACCGCGUGACCAUGCUGUACUCGGCCACGAUGCCACCAGGUGUCGAGCGCAUGGCGAAGAAGUAUUUGAGAAGGCCUGCGCAUAUCACAAUUGGAGAUGCCAAUCAAGCAGUCGGUACCGUCGAGCAGCGAGUGGAAUUCAUUCAGUCAGAUGAGAAGAAGAGACAACGUCUGAUGCAAAUCCUACACGCUGGGGUGGAUGGCCCAACGAUCGUUUUCUGCAGCACCAUUAUCGACGCAGACGGUCUUGGGAAAUACCUCGCUUCGGCCGGCUGGAAUCCAGCUGUGCUCCACUCCAAGAAGACGCAAGCACAAAGAGAAGAGGCGUUGGCGUCGCUUCGCUCAGGCGAGGCGCCUGUGCUCGUUGCGACCGACCUGGCGGGACGUGGUAUCGACGUGCCGAAUGUCGCGCUGGUCGUCAACUUCCAAAUGUCCAACAACAUUGAAAGCUACAUUCAUCGUAUCGGCCGUACCGGUCGUGCAGGCAAGCACGGUGUUGCUAUCACCUUCCUCGACAGCGGCGACGAGGAGCUCUACUACGAUCUCAAGCAGGAGAUCUCACGCUCACCAGUAUCCAAAGUCUCGCCGGAGCUUGCUCGUCAUCCCGCUGCGCAAACCAAAAUCACAAAAGAGAUGAAAAGAAAGCGUGCAGCGGAAGAUGAGGGCUAA